AUGAGAAUUUCUUCUCCCAUCUUUACUCUUUCACUCACAUUCACUGUUUUACUAGCCAAAUGUAUAAAAAGAAAUAAGAGAGAAAUAAAAAAUAACACAAUAUUACCUGACCUGUUCAGGAAAAAUCAACCAUUAUUUAAACAGCAGCGGGAAAGGAUAAAGAGGGGAAGGAGAAGGCUAAUGAAAAAUGCACUUUUUUUAAAAAAUAAUAUUAACAUUAUUUCGUACAUUUCCCGAGGAAUAAAUGGAUCCCUUUAUUUCCCCAAGAAGAGGGUGAGAUGCCUCUUCUUUUCUUCGCAAAAUGAUCGCACGAAAAUAAAAGACCUUUUGCAAGAGGAAGUAAAGAAUGAAGAAACCAGUAAUUAUAAAAUAUGCGGUUGGGUAAAAUCAGUAAGGACCGUUGGAAAAAGACGUUUUGCCUUUAUUGACAUUAACGAUGGUUCACAUGUGAAAAAUUUACAAGUCAUAGUCGAUUCAGCUAUACCAAAUUAUGAACAAGUUUUGAAAUCAAUGACAGAUGACGCAAUAGAAUGCUUUGGAGAGUUAAAGUGUUCCAUAGGGAAGAAGCAGGAGGUGGAACUUUGUGUGCAUGACAUUGCCAAGGAACAUUAUGUGAAAUUAUUUUCCAGAGAAAGUUCAGAUCAUGCCUGCGAGGUCGUGAAUGGCUUGGGUAAAGUUGUGGGUGCACAUAAUGACCACAUUCAGCACUGGCAGGGAGGAAUGGACAACCAAGAGGAUAAAGAAGUGGUCGACGAAGCUGAUAAAGAAGUGAUCGACGAAGCUGAUAAAGAAGUGAUCGACGAAGCUGAUAAAGAAGUGAUCGACGAAGAGGAUGACAAAGUGAUCGAUGAAGCUGAUAAAGAAGUUAUCGACGAAGCGGGCGAUGGCGUAGACGAGCAAGAUACCUCGAACGUGCCCAGUGAAACGGAGCAGCAGAAGAAGAACCCGAACAAAUGCAUAACCAUGAACCCACAGAUCGAGGGUAAACACUACGCAAUUUCGAAAAAGUAUCACACGAAAAAGUAUCUAAGGAACUUCCCACAUCUACGAGCAAGAACCAAAUUGUAUAGCAGCAUAUUUAGACUAAAGUCUGACAUAAUGAUGGAAACGUUCAAAUUUUGGAGAGAGAAAAACUAUACAUAUAUUAACACACCGAUACUAACCAGCAAUGAUUGUGAAGGGGCUGGGAAGUUAUUUUAUGCGACGAGUUUGCUUAACAAAAUGAUGGUAGAGGGGGAAAAAAUAGACAUGAGAAAAAGAGGAAGGAAAAUGCUUUUGAACGGAGAUAACCACAGUUGCCAUUACAAAGAUGACAAAAAAGAGUGCUCUCCUGUGAGUUCCUCCUCCAGUUGUAAUAAGAACAACCCUUUUUUCGCAUUGGAUUUUUUUAAGAAAGCAUGCUACUUAAACGUGUCGAGUCAAUUGGCAUUGGAAUGCUUGUGCUGCUCCAUGGGAGAUGUAUUCACAAUAAAUCAGUCCUUUAGAGCCGAAAAAUCAAACACUUUUAGGCAUCUGUGUGAAUUUCUCAUGUUAGAAGUAGAGGUAGCUUUUUCCAAUUUGGAAAAGAUUAUUUGCAUAUCUGAAGAAUACAUAAAAGAAAUGAUAAAAUUUGCCUUAUACAAAUCGGAAGAUGUAGAUUACAUAAAUAAUUAUCAUAAUAAAAAUUUAAAGAAAAAGCUAGAAAACACAUUGAAUGCACAAUUUGUUACAAUUACAUACGAAGAAGCUAUACAAAUUAUAAAAAAAGAAAAUCAACAUUUAGACAUAUCCAUACAGAAUAAUGAUUUGUCUUUUGAGAAGCAAAAAUUUUUGACAAAUGUUUUUUUUAAAUCACCAGUCAUUGUUAUAAAUUAUCCACAUGAUAUUAAACCAUUUUAUAUGAAAUUAAAUUCGGAUGAAAAAACAGUUGCAUGUAUGGAUAUUCUUCUUCCCGAUGUUGGUGAAUUGGUAGGGGGAUCAGAAAGAGAAAUUCGUAUGCAUACAUUGCAGCGGCAGAUGGAAAGAAAAAAUCUAGACAUAUCUUUAUAUGAACCAUAUAUACAACUUCGCCGUUAUGGAAAUAUUCCACACUCUGGAUUCGGGUUAGGUAUAGACAGAUUAAUUAUGUUUCUAACCUCGAUUAUGAACAUUCGAGAUGUCGUACCUUUUCCUAGGGCUCCAGACUCCCUCUUUAUGUAA
Plasmodium gonderi is the source of this 2178-nucleotide messenger RNA. RefSeq names its product asparagine--tRNA ligase. The coding region runs from base 1 to 2178 and encodes 725 amino acids. Gene Ontology annotation, molecular function: ATP binding; asparagine-tRNA ligase activity; nucleic acid binding. The transcript has 2 exons. Gene Ontology annotation, cellular component: mitochondrion. NCBI's taxonomy places the organism in Eukaryota, Apicomplexa, Aconoidasida, Haemosporida, Plasmodiidae. Gene Ontology annotation, biological process: asparaginyl-tRNA aminoacylation. The record is from RefSeq and is a predicted model, not a curated record.